Messenger RNA from Zootoca vivipara (common lizard), 4102 nucleotides. RefSeq names its product microtubule associated protein 9 (gene MAP9). The record is from RefSeq and is a predicted model, not a curated record. Gene Ontology annotation, cellular component: astral microtubule. Gene Ontology annotation, molecular function: microtubule binding. Gene Ontology annotation, biological process: regulation of mitotic cytokinesis; mitotic cytokinesis; mitotic spindle assembly. NCBI's taxonomy places the organism in Eukaryota, Metazoa, Chordata, Lepidosauria, Squamata, Lacertidae.
GGGGAGGAGGCGUGGCUCGUUUCCCGUGGCAACGCUCCUCGGGGUCUGUGCUGUCAGCGCCCGCGUGGCGGGCGUUGCUAGGUAACGCGCGCGGCUGAAAGGCCUACGUUGCCCUGAGGCCGCGCUUGGCGUUCAAUAGACCUGUAGCCGGGGCAGGGGCAAGAUCGGAGUGGGCCCUGCUCAGCCCUCUCGCCCGAGUGCAAAGAAAGAACCUUCCCGCGAUGCGAGAUUUGCCUUCACUGGAUCACAAGUUGAGCAUAUAAGAUUAAUUUCCUCAGAUCAAGAAACAUGUCUGAUGAAGAUAUCAAUACUUUAGCCUAUACCAAAAGCCCAAAGUUCUCCAAAAGAACCACUUUUCAGGAUGAACUACAAGAAGCACUUCUUGCUCGCGCAGCAAAACAGCAAUCUUCUGAAUAUUCGGAAGAUUUUGAAAGUGAUGAAGAAGGUUCAGAGGAGGAGUUUCCUGAAACACUGGAAAACACCCCAAAGAAAUCAAUUUCCUUUGCAACAUCCAAGUAUAAUCUUCGCAAUAUGAGCACUUUGAAAAGAGAAAGUGUAGAUGACUUGUCUUCGUCAGAUGAAGAUGAGAGACCUCAAUAUGUGUCCAGGUUUGAGAGAGAGAUUUUGAGUGACGAGAGGCAAGCUGAACAUUCUGGGUCAGGUGAAGGGAGUGCAGCAAAAACAUCCAUUUCAUUUAAAGUAUCUCUGCCAGAUCACUACUCUUUUGGAAAAAAACAUGCUGAUGACUUGAUUUUGACAGAAGCUGAAGAGAAGAGACCUCAAGAAACAGCCAUGCUGGAGAGUAAACAUCGGAUUGAAGAGAGGCAAGAAGAUGACUCAGUUUCUGAAGAAGCGUCAGGUUUUGAAGAAGAAGGUGAUCAGCAGGAAGAGGAACCAAUAUUUGAUUUGCAGAUAGAGAGGGAGGAUACAGUUCAGUGCAAAACUGAAAUCAAGCCAGUGCCAAGGCCAAGGGAAUUUAAGACCAAGGCAGCAUCAGCAUCAGCUGAGAAUAUUAGCAUUCCCGCGCGAUAUGAUUAUGCAAAGCCAUCUUCUCAACCUAGGAGUGUUUUGAGAAAAAGCAGCCAUGUGGAGGAUUACGAAGGAACUAAGGCGGAGGAUAGGACAUCUCACAGCCACAGAUUUUCACUGUCUGCACCAUCUUCUGAAACAAGGCUAAAUGAUCAAUUGAAGAAAUCUGAAAAUAGAGCACUUUCUGAAAGUCCUGGUCCUGAGGGCCCCUGGAUUGCAAGCUCCUCAUCCCCAUUCCCUAUUCAUUUUUCAUCAGUGGAUGAGAGAACUGGAGAUUCCAAUUUGGCAAUAUCUGCAGAAGAAUCUUCUUCAAAAGAUGAACAGAAAGAAACUGAUAACUGCAAUGAUCUGAAAUUGCUGGAAAGUGGCAGAGAAUCCCCUUCUGUGAUAGAACUAAUGAUGACAACAGUUUAUGAGAAAAAUAAAAAACUUCACAAGUCAACUGAGGAUUAUCUGGAAGGAAAGCUGCAGACAUUAGAACACAGUGCCGUUGAGGAUGGAUCAAAUGAGACAACAAAGGAGAAUAAAUUUGAACAAAAGGCAGCACUAAGUACUUCAAAGGCUGUGCUGGGUACUUCAAAGGAUUCGUUAAAGGAGGAAGGUGAAGAAAAAGAGACAGGUCCACAAAAAGCAAAAUCUCCAAUAAGCAGAUCUUUCAGCUCUACCUACUUGAAGAAAACUGGGAAGCACUCCCCCAUCCCAAUAAGUACAUCAUCUCAGUAUUUGGGAACAUUAAAGGUCUUGGACAAUAAGCAUUUGCAAAAAUUCAGUGCUGAACUUGACAAAGCAGAUAGUUUACGGGCAGCUGUCUACCAGGACUGGUUGGAAAAGAAAAGAAUCUUUCUGUUGGAACUACAAAGAAUAAAAAGAAACAAAGCUGAGAACUUGAGGGAAAAGAAUGAGAAGGAAGCAGCUGCUAAGAAAGAAGAAGCACUUGCAUCCUUUGAAGCCUGGAAGGCCAUGAAAGAAAAAGAAGCAAAAAAACUGGCGGAGAAGAAAAGGCUAGAAGAGGCCAAGAAAAAGAUGGAAGCAGAACUGAAUGAGAAGAAGAAGGAAGAGGCCCAAAAGGCAGCUUUUGAGAAAUGGAAAGAAAAGAAAGCUGAAUAUUUAAAACAACAAAUAGAAAGGAAGAAAAGAGUUGAAAGAUUAAAGAAGAAGAAAGAAGAGGAGGUUGUUGCAGAGAAGAAGAAAGACAGCACAUCCGCUGUUGAAAAAUGGAACGAGAAAAAAGAGGAAUUCCUGAAGCAAAAGAAAAAAGAAAAAACCCAAGAAAGAAGAAAACAAAUAGAACAAGAAGUUGAGAAGGAAGAAAAGGAUAAAAGAGCAAUAGAAGAAUAUGAAAAAUGGCUGGAGAAGAAAGAAAUUAACCAGAUGAUACAGACAAAGCAAAAGAAACUCCAGGUUAUCCUUGAAGAUGAAACUCCACCUCCAUGGAGCCCACCUGGCAAAGUUGUUUCUUCAAGAAGCUACUGAGAUGCCCAGCACCAUGAGGAAAAGUUCCAACCUUCUGCCAUCGUCUAAUCACCGUUAUUGCACAACAUCUGAUUUUAACAUGAAUUGAAAUUGGCUCUUUCAUUCUUUCAGUGUAGGUGGUGAUUUGGCUCUUUGGUAUGGGAAUGCCAUCUGUCCUAAAGACGUGGUGCUCAGUGUGUAGCACACCAUUCCCCAGAAUGCAAGCUGCACGUUUUAUAGCACUACGCUAAGUAGGUCAGGGUGGGUUUUUUCAUCAACGUGAUCAGCAGAUUAAAAAAUACUGAGUGCAGUAGUAAACAGAAGCGGCUGUAGCACACCGUUGUUGAUGGAAAGAUAUUUGGAAUACCGAAAGGGCAAUAAUUUUCAAUUAGAGAGGAGCAGUUUAAGGAGCUGUGAUUUGUCCCAAAAGUGCUUCUUAAAGCCUUAGAAAAUCCUCUUAAAUUACAGUGAGCUAACAUUUUGUGAUGUAAGGUUUUAUUUUAUUAUAUACCACCAUAAGGGCUCUUGAGGUGGGUCCCGGCAAUAAAAACAUAAUCCUGAUAGAAUAAAUAUUAGAGAACAGCAGAACCACUAUAAAAAUAUGCAAAAGAAAAGCAGUAGCCAGAAAAGUUAACAUACGGCUAAAACUCAUAAAACCUAACAAAAGAAAGACAUCUUGACUGCCUGCCUAGAAAGCAUCAACAAAUGGGUUAGUCCAAAUGAAUGAAGAGAACUUCUUUAGGGGAGGGUUGGCAGUGACAGGGGCCCAAUGUGUGGCUGCUGUGAGAAAGCUGAGCUACGUGUCGCAGAUCAGAAAAGGAGUUGAAAACGAAGCAGCCAAUAUAAUGUUUGAAUACAAACCUGUAUGCAACUGCACUUGGAAUACUGUGUAGACUUGUUGUCAGUGCACCUCAAAAUUCACAGUGUAGACCAGGAUAAGGGUGUAGAAAGGGCAACCCAAAUGAUCAGUGGGCUGGAGCAAGCAACUCCCUCAAUAGGAAAGGUGACAACAUUUGGGCUUUUUGAGUUUAGAAGAAAGGUGAGGAGGGGGAAGGACAUGAUAGAGGUGUGCCAGAUUGCACAGUGUGGAGAAGAUGGUUUGACUGGGACUAGGAACCCAGGUCAUCCAAUGAAGCUGAAUGGUGGGAGAGACAGCGAACUCCUCUUGCAGACAGCCCAUAGGUAUACUGUGGAAUUUGGUACCACAAGAUACAGUAUCAUGAUCACCACCAACUUGGACGGUUUUAAAGGGAUUGGACAAAUGCAGGGAGGAUCAGUGGCUGCUAGUCAUGAUUCCUAUUUUACUUCCAGUAUCAGAGGCAGUAUACUUCUGAAUACUAGCUUCUGGGGAAAUACUGUUGCACAAAAGGAUUCUUCACACUGCUGGCUGUAUUUCCCUAUACACGAUGCUAUAAAAUUAAAAAUAGAUGCUUGCAUGUGUGAACAGACCUUCAGCUGCAAUCUGUAGCAAAUGGCUCCCAGGGUUUAUCCACCGUAAGCGGCUAGAUGAACCAGGCAUGCACAUUUACUAUAAUACAUAUUAAAAAUAUAUUUUUUACAUGAAAUCCAUAAUUUAAUAUGUUCUUUUCAGGCCUGUGUGGAUCUAAAAGCUUGAUCUAAA